Messenger RNA from Rhipicephalus sanguineus (brown dog tick), 993 nucleotides. RefSeq names its product sulfotransferase 1C2-like. Gene Ontology annotation, molecular function: sulfotransferase activity. The record is from RefSeq and is a predicted model, not a curated record. Gene Ontology annotation, biological process: sulfation. Gene Ontology annotation, cellular component: cytoplasm. NCBI's taxonomy places the organism in Eukaryota, Metazoa, Arthropoda, Arachnida, Ixodida, Ixodidae. The transcript has a single exon. The coding region runs from base 1 to 993 and encodes 330 amino acids.
AUGGUUGUAGCUUCUGUCAUCUUUGCACGCAGGCUGCCAUCGUUACGAGCGGUGCUGAUGGGGUACUUCAAGACCGUACACGGAAUCACUGUUCCGGCCUUCUUUCCGGACGACUCCGUCGCUUCGGCACUGGCGUACGAGCCACGCGAGGAUGACGUUUUCAUCGUCACUUACCCGAAGUGCGGCACAACCUGGGUGCAGUACAUCACGUACGCCAUACUACACAACGGAGACCCUCCAAAUGGUGUUCCGGAAUUCCUCACUAAUUCUCCCUUCUUAGAGGUCUUUGGCGCAGAUGCAGUUUGCGCCAUGCCCCGACCGGGCAUCAUCAAGACUCACCUGGCAUUCAACAAGCUGAAGUUUUCCUCCCGAGCAAAGUACAUGUACGUGGCAAGAAACCCCUAUGACGUCUGCGUAUCAGCAUACCACCACAUCAGAACUCUGACGGCCUGUGAGGAAGACCUUAUAGACAUUGACGAAUUUGUGAAACGCUUCGUCUCAGGUGGCGGUCACGGUUGUUAUUUGGGAGACAGCCUUGUUCCAUGGUACUCUCGCAAGAAUGUAGGUAAUGUACUGUUCUUGACCUACGAAGGUCUCCACGCGGACACGAAACAGCAAGUGAAGAGAGUAGCUGAAUUUCUAGGGCGGGAGUACGGUCGACGCCUCUCAACCGAUCCAGCCUUGUUGCAGCGCAUAGUAGAACUGUCCACGAAAGAACGUAUGCGACCAUUCCUAAAGGGUUUCGUUAGAAAGAACAUAGAGUUUGUCGUUGAACAAAGGACAAGCAGGAAUUUACAGAUUGCCACCGAACUACAGAAGCUACUGGAGUUUGUGACGCACCAUCCACCGAGACACGAGUUUAUGCGCGACGGUUCCGUUGGGGGCUAUACUAAGUUUCUGUGCGAGAACAACCGAGCAAUCCUGAAGGACUGGAUUGCCGCCAAGACGUCCGGAAGCGAUGUUAUGCGGCUUUGGCCCGACGUUGGCGUUUAG